AUGCGCCCCACACGUCUUACGGCGCUACCAUUGCCGUUCACGCUGGCGGCGAUCCAGCUGCUGGUGGGAGUGCCGUACGUGUGGAUGCUUUGGCUGACGGGCGUGAGGAAAGCUCCAGAGUUGUCCAUAUCCAAGGUGAAGGGGACCACUCCCGUGGCAAUGGCGCAUACCAUGGCGCACCUGGCGGCCGUGGUCAGCAUCGGAGCGGGCGCGGUCGGGUUUGUUCAGGUGUACACCACCCUCCUGCCCGUGGUCGGGGGCGUGGCCAUGGCCUCGGCGGGGGAGAUCAGCUUCAGCGCGCUCGCCUUCGGGGCGGCGAUGACGUCUAACGCCUCCGCCGCCUCUCGGAGCGUUCUCGGAAAAAUCUUCAUGGCCAAGGAGAAGGAGAACGGGGGAGCGAUGUGCGCGGGAAACUUGUACGCCGUGAUGACCAUGCUGGGGUGCUUGGUCCUGACACCCGCCGCCUUGUGGGUGGAGGGGCCGAGGGUGGCGAGCGUUUGGAACGCGGCGUUAAGCGCAGGGCACAGCCAGCGAAGCCUCGUCAAGAACGUCUUGCUAAGCGGGGUGUUUUUCUAUUUGUACAACGAGGUUUCGUUCUACGCGCUCAACAUCAUCCACCCGGUGACGCACGCGCUCGGCAACACCCUGAAGCGCGUGGUGAUGAUCAUCGUCAGCGUCCUGGUCCUGAACCACAGGUUCACCCCCCUGGGGCUGGCGGGCUGCACGACCGCUAUCGGCGGCGUGAUGGCGUACUCGCUGACCAAGGCCAGGCUCGAGCAGGCCGGAGUGGUCGUCCCCGUGGGAAAGGUGGCCGCCGUUAAGGCUCAGCUCGAGAACGAGGCCGGGGUCGCGGUGCCGGUGGGGAAGGCCGCCGAGGUGGCGGCGGCGGUGGCGGCGGCGGCGAAGAACAAGAAGGAGGGGGCGACGGGGGAGGAGGAUGGGAGCACGGCGACUGAGAAGGGGGGGUAGUGUGAUGUUUGUGUGUGCCGUGAGUUUGGCGGGCGGCGGCGGCGGCGGCAGCGGCGGCGGCGACGGUGGUGGAAAAGUUCCGUGCAGUAGAGCUGGGGCCGAAGAGGACAAGGAGGACAAGGAGGAGGAAGAGGAGGAGGAAGAGGAAGAUCCGUGCAUUAGAGAUGGGAGCUGCCUUUGGGGGCUUUUGGCGACCGAGGUGGGGGUGGAGGAGAAAGAGGAAGAGAAGGAGACAGGAAGGGAGAACUGCAAGGAGAGGGGACACGACGAAAAAAGCAGUGAGCAGAGGCACGUUUCUCUCGUCGGGUGUAGGCGGGGGGGAUGGGCGGGCGGGUGCUGCACGUGGGACGACGCCAAAACGGACAAGCUGUGUCGCCAGGGAUGGCGAGCGCGGUGUGGUCGACAAAUUAUGUUGUUGGGUGCCGGAGAGAGAGAGAGAGAGAGAGUUCUUGCAGUGCACGGCGAGAGUUUAGGGAGAGCUCAGCUGAGGUGCAAGAUUUUCGUGUGGGGGGGGAAUGGUGAAUUGUCCUGAGCAGACGAUGUUAAUUCUGCGGUUGGUGGACUGAAGGCACGAGUUUGCUGAGACGAGACGGGGAGGAAACAGGCGAGGGAGGGUCAGCCAUGUACAAAUGAUUUGUUGCGAAUCAAAAUCGAACGGUUUGCGUUGUUGCUGCUUCGUUUCAAGAGCACCAAUCAAUCCGUUCUUUCUGGAGGCAAGGCUACAGGGCUAUCGAAGAAGGAGCAGCGCCGAGGGGGAGGGGGUGCUGUAGCUCUGCCGAUGGAGCCAAAAUCACAGCAAUCGGUGUGGUAUUUUUCUCCCUGAAAAAAAAGCAUGCAGAGUUUAUUCUAGACACGAAACCACCGCCGCAUAGAGAGGGAAAGGAAGGGACUGGAGCGAAGAAACCCGACAAUGGGUAACUCAGAGAGCAGAGUUGUACCGGUUGGCAGAGUUUGGUGAAACCGGGCUCGGUUUAGAUGUUGUUGUGAGGGUGUGUGGUGGUUUUGAUUUUUUUUUUUUUCCGUUCUUCUUGUGGGUUAAUGGGAGCCCAUUUCAUUUCGAGUGAACGAACAGCAAGAAGGGGAAGGAGCCGAAGAGUGUGAGAACAAGAGAAGAGCGGGAGAAAGCUUGAGAUGUGUGGGCGGGGGUGGCGCGGUCGGCAUGGUCUUUGCAGGGCGCGUUUGUGUGCAGGUGUGACUCGCCGCCGUGAACUGCUGUUUUUUUUGUUUUGAUGCUGUUGUUGUGGUGGGUUCUUGGUGUCUCUUGUGGGUCCACGUACAGCUAAGCUCUCGAGAGAAAGUAGAAGAACAAAUCGCGUCGUAAGGGGGGCCAGGUUUCGGACACACGCACGCGUGGACUUAGCAACCCCUGUCGUUUCCCACUUGCCAUGUACUCUAACGUGCGCUCGAGGGGUUUGUCUUUUCGGUACUCAAGAGCGCCUUCGCCACCCGUUCGCUGCUUCCCUGGUGCACCGUGAGAGCCCCCUCCAUGGGAGUGAGGUGCGGAGACGAACGUCUGGAGCGGAAGCAUGUAUAUGCGUUUCUCCGAUAGAAGGUCGUGUGUGCGAAAAAAGACUUGCAAGUGGGGUAGAGACGGGAGGUACAAUAGGACAUUGCUAGUAAAACGGCCGUAAAUUCACAUCAGUCGAGUAGGGCUGCUGUAUGUUAGGUUUAUAGAUUCAGGAGCGACGACGACGGCGGUUGACGGGAGGAGCGAUUCAAAUUGAAGUAUAUAUUCAUGUAUGUAUUCGGUGAAAAACGUUCUGUGCGGGCAAGGCAAGAGGGAGUCGGUCGCCCCUAUAGCUUUCCUAGAGGGGGAUAGGUGAUGCGGCGAUGAUUGAUUCGAUCUCAACGCGUACCGUAGUUGUUGUCAACCUCUGCUAUACUAGGUUUUUGCCUGUUGGGUGUUUUUCGGUAGAGAGGGCACGUUGAAAAAUCGCUCGGUGGGCUUGACCCAUGUCGGACUAAUGUACUGCUGUGGGCUAGUACUAUUGUGGAAGUGAUGGACGUGAGCGGGGGGGCUACCGUUGGCUUUGUCGGGGCACUCGUGUUGAGUGAGGUACCCGGGCGAGAAAGGAACAUUUUUUUUU
Messenger RNA from Ectocarpus siliculosus, 3056 nucleotides. Lineage: Eukaryota; Phaeophyceae; Ectocarpales; Ectocarpaceae. The record is from the annotation of a GenBank genome assembly.